Messenger RNA from Staurois parvus, 355 nucleotides. NCBI's taxonomy places the organism in Eukaryota, Metazoa, Chordata, Amphibia, Anura, Ranidae. The record is from the annotation of a GenBank genome assembly.
AAAUAACCCAAAUUAGUAUGUAUUGUUUAGUCUGCAGGAAAGUUAUAGAGUUCACAAACUAUGGCAGAUAUCUGAAAAUUAAUCAAUCCUGAAAAUGUCAGAACAGUACAGAUAUCCCCCAAAUGUCAGGACGGUACAGAUAUCCCCCAAAUUUAAGAACGGUACAGAUAUCCCCCCAAAUGUCAGGACGGUACAGAUAUCCCCCAAAUGUCAGGACGGUACAGAUAUCCCCCAAAUGUCAGGACAGUACAGAUAUCCCCAAAUGUCAGGACAGUACAGAUAUCCCCCAAAUGUCAGGACAGUACAGAUAUCCCCCAAAUGUCAGGACAGUACAGAUAUCCCCCAAAUGUCAGGA